Cherax quadricarinatus is the source of this 1407-nucleotide messenger RNA. RefSeq names its product lamina-associated polypeptide 2, isoforms beta/delta/epsilon/gamma. The record is from RefSeq and is a predicted model, not a curated record. NCBI's taxonomy places the organism in Eukaryota, Metazoa, Arthropoda, Malacostraca, Decapoda, Parastacidae. Gene Ontology annotation, molecular function: DNA binding.
CUACGGUUAUUUGCUGCUGCUCCCAGCAACUAUACUACUGUACUGAAAGUAACUUUGUUCAGUGCUGGUAUUAGGUGUACAGUGUGGGGGUCUUACACUACCGCUCUCUCAAUAAUUGUAACCCAAACCAUGUCUGGAUUUACAAAAGAACAAUUAAAAAAUGAACUAAUAUCCCAUGGAGUGGCUUUACCGUCACCAAAUGCAAAAAAACUGGAAUACAGACGACUAUAUGAAAAAUAUGUUGCUCCAGUUGAGCAAUAUAAAGGGGAUUUUUCUUCAGACGACGAAGAUUUACCCAUUAACGACAUAAAAGUUCAGGAGGACUAUGCAGAAUUUUCUGAUGGACAUUCACCGAUUCUAAACUCUGCACUGCUGGGAAACCUGAUCUGCCCAAGAGGAAAUUACGAAGCAUCAUCAGAAACAAGUAUGAUUAUAGAUGGCCUUGACAUCUCCAGGCUUGAUGAUGAUGAACUUUACUCAAGACUCAAAGACCUUGGAGCAGAAGUUGGACCAAUUGUUGAUUCUACACGGAAAGUUUACGAAAAGAAGUUGUUCGUCAUGAUGGGGGGUGAUAUGGUAGAAUCUUUCACAUAUAAUGGGGAUGUUGAUGAUGAAUACUCUGGCAGUGAAGAAGAGGUGGUGGUAGAAAAGCCAACAAUAUCACGCUCUUCUUUCAUGAGUGAAUCAACAAGAUUUACUACAACUUCCUCCUCCCCUUCAAAACACACAGACUUACGUAAACGUAUUAUGUCACCAGCAAGUGAAACCAAGAGCAGUGAUGUAUAUGACCCUGAACGACACACCCCAUCUCCGCGUCCAUCUCUCCGCACUGUUACUUCUACUUCUUCAGAGACUUACACUGUCAGAAAAUUUGUCAAUAAUGGCAGAAGUCUGUUUUACAGUGGUUAUGCUAGUGAAGGAACUGCAACAAAAUCUGCAGGAGAUAAAACAAGUAGCAGCCCCCUGUGUAAAACAUCAGCAUUGGUGCGCAUACUUGUUAAAUUGCUCUUCCUUGCACUCAUCAUCGCAAUUGGUCUCUACAUUUAUCAGAAUGACACCAGUGAGUCUCCCUUCAAAGCUGUGGAGCAGCUAGCCCGUCAAGCUCUUGAAGCAGCCGUAGGUGAAGAAGCAGCAAUAGUUCCACCUGUGGAAACGACAGCUGAAUCAGCUGACCCUUCAAGAGAGGAAGGUUUUCCUCCUGCUGCCAAGUGAACUUGUAAAUAAAUGCAUACCUGCUGUAGUCUAGGUCCCAAUUAUACAAUAAUGUAUCUGUAGUGUUUGUCCAAGCUAAUCCUUCCAUGCCUGCUGUUAAUAUUGCAGGAAUAAAUCUCUCUCUCUCUCUGUCUCUCUCUCUCUCUCUGUCUCUCUCUCUCUGUCUCUCUCUCUCUGUCUCUCUGUCUCUCUCUC